This is a messenger RNA of Callorhinus ursinus (northern fur seal), 2716 nucleotides long. It is a transcript of the gene ANKRD46, whose product is annotated as ankyrin repeat domain 46. NCBI's taxonomy places the organism in Eukaryota, Metazoa, Chordata, Mammalia, Carnivora, Otariidae. Gene Ontology annotation, molecular function: protein binding. The record is from RefSeq and is a predicted model, not a curated record.
AAAAGAUUACUUUGAGAAGAUUGCAAAGAGUUAAUUCAGAAUAUAUGACUGAAUGUUUCCUGUAAACAUGUGACCGAUGUUUCCUGUAAAGAAAGAAACAUUUCCAGAUCCUUGCUGUCACAUUUCUGGAUAUUCUGUUGAACCUUCUUAAGAAUUCAGAGAAACUGCUGGCUGACCACUGAAAGAAAGAUAUAAUCUUCAGGCUUACGCAUAGUCCAUCUGCUCCAUCAGAAUAAUGUCCUACGUUUUUGUAAAUGAUUCGUCUCAGACUAAUGUGCCCUUGCUACAAGCCUGUAUUGAUGGAGACUUUAACUAUUCCAAGCGGCUUUUGGAAAGUGGCUUUGACCCAAAUAUUCGUGACAGCAGGGGCAGAACAGGCCUUCACCUCGCAGCAGCUAGAGGGAACGUUGACAUCUGCCAACUGUUGCAUAAAUUUGGUGCUGAUCUUCUGGCCACAGAUUAUCAAGGAAACACAGCCCUGCAUCUCUGUGGCCAUGUGGAUACUAUUCAGUUCUUAGUUUCCAAUGGACUCAAAAUUGAUAUUUGUAAUCAUCAAGGUGCUACACCCUUGGUUCUGGCAAAGCGCAGAGGAGUGAAUAAAGAUGUCAUCCGAUUGCUGGAAUCUUUGGAAGAACAAGAGGUAAAAGGGUUUAACAGAGGAACUCACUCAAAACUGGAGACCAUGCAGACAGCUGAGAGUGAAAGUGCCAUGGAAAGCCAUUCUCUCCUCAAUCCCAACCUGCAGCAAGGGGAAGGAGUCCUGUCCAGCUUCCGAACCACAUGGCAGGAGUUUGUCGAGGACCUGGGCUUCUGGAGGGUGUUGCUCUUGAUCUUUGUCAUUGCUUUGCUGUCCCUUGGCAUUGCAUACUACGUGAGCGGGGUGCUCCCCUUCGUGGAGAACCAGCCUGAACUGGUGCAUUAAAGGAGCCCACGGGGAUGGGGCCAGUGCCUCUUUCCUGGCUUCCACUGUUUGUUCUGAGUUUCUCAAACGUUUUCUCUUAGUGCAAGGCAGUGAGGGCUGUACAUUUUUUUCUUUGUGCAUUUUUAUGUAUUGUAAUCCUUUUCGAACAACGUGUUCAUUUGAACUAACCACAUACCAUAGUCAAGUAUACUUCAUCCUAAAGCUACCUCUGACUCAGCCCGACUUGUUAGGAAAGCCUUCACAUAGCCUUGUUUGAUAAAAACAUGGAGGUGACUGAAGAAUGAAAGAUAAAGGAAGAGACUAGGGAGUCUUGCUACAGAAACCUUACCCUAAUAUGGGACCAACUAAAGUGAAGUGCUCAAAGAGAGAAAGGUUUUCUUAUGUGAUUACCUUUUGUUAGUUGGUUGAUUUAGGUUUUGUUUAUUUUUGCAAGAGCCCCUUUUUUUCUUUUUCUUUUCUGGGAAUAGGGGAGAGAAUGAAACAUUAAGCUUAAAACUUGAAGUGCUUUUUUCACAUCCUGUAUAGCAAACCAGUAUGUGGGAUUCUGUUUGGUUUAUUUUAAUAUUUUCAAGUCUAGUUACAAACUGAACAGAACUUUUGAAAAUGAGCUACAUUUUCUUCAAAAACGAUUGAUUUGAUAUUUAUUUGUUCAUAGGAUAGUUUUGAUGGGGUUUUUUUUGUAAACUGCUUUGCUUGUUGUUAAUAUCUGUGAAAAAAGACCUUGAGUUCAUUUUGUUCACUUUCCAGUUUCCCCUAGUGUUUAUAUCAAAGAUCUCCUGUUCAUCAAAAAUAUAGUCAGAAAACUCUUUUUCGACUCAGUAGUUAGCAGAGAAAGAUAAUUCUGACAUCUGUCACUGUAAUUCUGUAGUGCUAUUAUUGUGAAAAAUUCAGUGCUACAGGCUAGCUGUGUUGUUACAACUGUAAAAUAGUUGAUAAUUAUUUCAUUUUAUAUGAAAUCCUGUUUAGAGGCCCUGUUAGAAUUGUCUUAACAGUCUCAUUCAUAUCAGUAAUUCUCUGAUGCAAGAGUGGAUGGAGCAUUUCUGAGGUAACAGUGCUGAGCACUACUGUACUGGGUGCCAUCAGCUCUUUACGGAUGGUAAUAUUAUGUAAAGUGAAGUCUAGUCCCCAGACUGUAUUGCAGCUUUCAGCCUCUUUUGUUAAUGAGUCUGUUAUGUAUAAAUCAUAUUCUUGAGUUUUUAAAAAGUAUAUAAAGAGUUGAUAAUUAUUCACUGAGUAUAGUCAGAAAAUUGUAGUGAAAGAACUAAUGGUUUUAUUUUUUAGAACAAAGGUGUCUAAGCUACUGCUAAUUGAAUUGUUGCUACAGGUAGAAAUUAUACUUUAGAGUAGGAUUGACAUUUCUGUGAUUCUUGUUGCUUCUUGCUAUUUUCUCUUGUAUUUAUAUAUGUAGGAUUGAGGUGUUUUCUUUCGUGUGGCUUUAUCCUCUCUUAAAGAGCUGUUUAAAAAUUCCUGAUUUAACUGACUGCUUCAGGAUCAGCUCACAGAGUCUUGUUUUUAGGGUAGAAACAAAAUAAAUCGUACUUGGUAAAAUACAGCAAAAUAAAAGCCGACUUUAGAAUGGAGAACACUAGAACUCAAAAUCAGAGUAUAUUCAGAAUGAAAGCUUUGGAAUUCACUUUAUGUUUGUAAAUCUUGAUAAGCAGACUUGGUUAACAUAUAUGUAAAGAUACUGCAUUUUUUAAAGAUUUUAAGUGCUGAUUUCUUUGUAUUUUAAUCUCUGCAUUCAGCAUUCAGUAAUACUACCAAUAAAUGCAUUUAGAGUAUCUUAAUCACAAC